Messenger RNA from Guillardia theta CCMP2712, 2778 nucleotides. RefSeq lists its product as hypothetical. Bases 1 to 2778 code for a protein of 925 amino acids. The record is from RefSeq and is a predicted model, not a curated record. Gene Ontology annotation, cellular component: membrane. Lineage: Eukaryota; Cryptophyceae; Pyrenomonadales; Geminigeraceae. The transcript is spliced from 5 exons.
AUGCUCGACUUCUUCGUCACUGAACUCGUUGGCAUUGGAGCCAUCGUGGGUCUGGUGAUCUGGAAGCUCACUGCUCGCGGUACUCCCCUCCAUGUCUACUUCACUGUAUGGGUCUCAUGGACCAUGGCGCUGGCACUUGUCGCCAUCGUUCCUGUUGAUCUCAAUCUCGUUUACCUCAAGCGCUGCAUCGAUCACUAUGGCAACAACAAGGAGGAGCGAGAUCGUGCUUGCCCCAUCAAACCAUGGCGGACGAUUGGGAGCCCAAAGGACGACGACGACGUGGUGUUGGACCGCUGGAUCGGAUUCCUCAAGGUGGCGUGGCUGGCAGUCUACACCAUGUGCCAGUUCAACGGCUGGAUCCUGCUAUCUUUCCAGUCCUCCUAUGUCGAGUCCCGGCAUUUCUCAAUACUGAAGCGUCUGCAGCAGGCAGCUAUAGAGAACGGGGUCUUUUGGGGAGUCGUUGCCGUCUUGUUCUCCGUGUUUCUUCUGGUGUUGGCAAUCAUGGGAGAAGAUCUCGAGUAUGUAGUCUACGGCCUCAUGGCCAGCUCGAACGCAGUCUGCCUCGUCCUCGUCGCCGUCUUCCUUGGUUUUGGCCUUGCUGAAGCUCCUCGCCAGCUCUGGCAAGGAGCGCGACUGGAACCAAGCCUGCGCAGAGCGUACUACUACGUGUUCUCAAACCACCACUCGUUCAACGCUGCGGCUGAAGAUUUGGCCACCAAGCUUGUACAGGUAUACACUCUCCGUCGAGCUGCGGCGAGCUCGCUCAGGCGGUUGGGCAGCAAGAUCAUGGCGAUGGCAGCAGAGGUCCCGUUCGACAUCACGUCUGUGGUCCUCAUGGAUCCCGUCAAAGGCCCGUCGAUCCCUGUGACGGACUCGGAGAUGAAGUUGGCAUUUCUUUCACAGCUGCGGGAGAUCGAGAUGGACGAGACGCACAAGCAGAGGCUGACGGAGGUCGAUCGCUGGUUUGCGGCUCUUGAGGCGGCAAAGUUGCUGCCCAAGUCAGCUCCGAUCUUUCUGAUGCAAGAGGCGAUGUUUGACGCGGGCCUGACCCACCUUGGCGACAUCGAUCACCUCGACCCCGGGGUGAAGGGUGAGAUGAAGGGCGAGAAGAACAAGGCUGCCCGCGAGGAGGCGAUCGAUCGUCAGCUCUCGCUGUUCGAGUUUCCGGGGUCUACAGAAGUUCGGAGGUGCGUGAUCAAAGCCGUGAUCACGAGAAACGAUCACCUGCUAGCGGAGGAGGAGAACCUUCGGUCGGGGAAGCAUGAGGGACCAGAUCCUUGGGAGAAACUUUCGUCCCAAUCCAACGUGGAUGCUGAAUCAUGGGAUGUCCGCAAGCUGGUCAAGCUGAGAACUGGUGUUUAUGUGGCCAACAGAAAAUAUCGCAAGACGAAGAAGAAGUUCGACCGAGCCGUCAAACAAGCGAUUCUGCUGCAGGAUCUCCAGCGCACGCACGAGGAUCUGAUGCCUUGGUCAGGCGUCCUCCAUAACCUGUCGAGGGCUUUCUUCCACUCCGACAAGGGACCUGAGGGCUGGGCUGGUCUCAAGUGCCCUGUGAGACAUCAGUACGAGGGAAUGUACGCUCUACAAAAGGAAGUCGUCUGGUUUAUCUUCACCAUGUACGUCUUUCCCCUGCUGCGUAUGCUUGCAGCUGUACUUUGCGCUCUCUUUGGGCUUGCGGUGCUGUUUAGCCAAGUUUCUCUCUUUCCUUUCAUCCCCAAGGUUUCGAUGCCCGGAGACGGUUCGCUGCUUCUGCUCCACGUCUGCUCACGCGCUACUCUUCCUCCCAAUUGCAUCCAGGAGGACACCGACCUCUCCACAUGGAGACUGUGGGUUCCGUUCAGGGUGACUCGGGACGUCCAAGUACCGAUCUUCAUGCAUCUCUUCUUUAUCUGCGGGAUCGUCUACUUCACUCUCUUACGCAUCAGGUUGUUCAGCCUUUACGAGGUUGUGAUCGGGGAGACGGAUGGUUUCAGCCUUCUCUUUAAUGCUUACAUCGUCUGCCGCCUCGCCCCCAGCAUAGCUCACAACUACCUCGCCAUGCUCAGAGAGGCUCACGAAACCUCAUCUGUCGAGGUGACAGCAUUUGAGCAAGUCUUCAGCGCCCUUGGAAGAAUCCCAUUCCUUGGCUCCAGUUUCAACGAGGUUUUGCCGCCCGUCAUGCUCUUCACUUUCCUCCUCACUCUCUUCACGGCCUGCUUCAGAGGAUCUUGCAGAUGUCCUCGGCUCGACGGUGAGAGCCACAAGACAGAGGACAUGAUCGACGACGCGCGUUUAAUCGUGGAGUUGGAGCGGAAGAGAUACGAGAAGAACAGAGCGCAGAGUCGAGCGAUUAAGAUCCGGAAAGCAGACAACGGCAAUGGAGAUUACAGCAGGGAAUGGGCUCCCCCGAGCAAGGUGAAGGAGACAUACAGGACCAUCAGGCAUGGCAUCGACAAGCUGGCGAAGAAGAAGUACAAGCUCAACUCCAUACAACUGCAAAGCAUGCCGAGCAAAGGCGACGACAAGAGCAUGGGCCUAUCGCAACGAGACGCGUGUGCUGAUGACAUGUCGGAGGAGCAUGCUAGCAACGAUGUCGUCGUCUCUGUCAGAGAUGCUAAGGAGUUGGCGAACGGACACGCAGGAGGGGAGGAGAAGGACAAGAGGCCGGCCUGGUCGAAGAAAAUCUCACAGGCCAAGACGCCGCAGAAGCAGCCCGAGCCCAACGGAGAUGCGAAGAAGGAGGAGGUGAAGAAGUCAGACGAUUGGCGGAACCUGAUUGCUGAGAUCGAAGACAUCUAA